This is a messenger RNA of Coffea eugenioides, 1477 nucleotides long. RefSeq names its product ubiquitin carboxyl-terminal hydrolase 2. The record is from RefSeq and is a predicted model, not a curated record. Bases 227 to 1231 code for a protein of 334 amino acids. Lineage: Eukaryota; Viridiplantae; Streptophyta; Magnoliopsida; Gentianales; Rubiaceae. Gene Ontology annotation, biological process: protein deubiquitination; ubiquitin-dependent protein catabolic process. Gene Ontology annotation, molecular function: cysteine-type deubiquitinase activity. Gene Ontology annotation, cellular component: cytoplasm. The transcript is spliced from 6 exons.
CCCCAAAUCCAAUCAUCGCCAUCAUCCACCGCUCUCCUCGUCCUCCACCUUGGUUCAUCGGUUCUAUUUUCCUGCCACCAAAGCAACCAAUCCAUCUCUUUUAGCUGCCCCCUCUUCCCCCUUUGACCGACUGCUUCCCUCUCGCCGCCCUGAGCAACCUCGGCAGGCUUCAGCUACUAGUACCGGAUCCUGAAAACUAAGUUUUUUCCAGCAUUUUACAGACAAAAUGUCUUGGUGCACUAUCGAGUCUGAUCCCGGUGUUUUCACGGAGCUCAUACAGCAGAUGCAAGUGAAAGGCGUGCAGGUUGAGGAGUUGUAUUCAUUGGAUCUUGAUUCCCUGAACAAUCUUAGGCCAAUUUAUGGAUUGAUUUUCCUCUUCAAAUGGCGUCCUGGUGAAAAAGAUGACCGUGUUGUAAUAAAGGACCCAAUCCCCAAUUUGUUUUUUGCUAGUCAGGUCAUAAAUAAUGCAUGCGCAACCCAAGCUAUUCUGUCUAUUCUUAUGAAUUGUCCAGAUGUUGAUAUUGGUCCAGAACUAUCAGCUUUGAAAGAUUUCACCAAAAAUUUUCCACCUGAGCUGAAAGGUUUGGCAAUAAACAACAGUGAGGCGAUUCGCACCGCUCAUAAUAGUUUUGCAAGACCAGAGCCCUUUGUGCCUGAAGAGCAGAAAGCUGCUGGAAAAGAUGAUGAUGUCUAUCAUUUUAUUAGCUACUUACCGGUUGAUGGUGUGCUCUAUGAGCUUGAUGGCUUGAAGGAGGGACCUAUUAGCCUUGGGCAAUGCCCGGGUGGCCACAAUGAUAUAGAGUGGUUACAAAUGGUGCAACCAGUGAUUCAGGAGCGGAUUGAGAGGUAUUCGAAGAAUGAAAUUAGGUUCAAUUUAUUGGCUGUAAUAAAGAACAGGAAAGAGAUCUAUACAGCUGAACUCAAGGAGCUUCAGAGGAGAAGGGAGCGUAUCUUGCAGCAGCUGGCUACAUUACAAUCAGAGAGACUGGUGGACAACAGCAAUGUUGAAGCACUAAACAAACAACUAUUAGAGAUAAAUGCUGGGAUUGAGGGUGCAACGGAGAAGAUACUGAUGGAGGAGGAAAAAUUCAAGAAAUGGAGAACUGAGAAUAUCCGUCGAAAACACAAUUACAUACCCUUUUUGUUCAACUUUCUGAAGAUUCUUGCUGAAAAGAAGCAGUUAAGACCUCUAAUAGAAAAGGCCAAACAGAAAACAGCGAAUCCAAAAUAAAGCUGUAUACUUUUCGUGAGAUAGGUGACACAUGGGUUGUCGAUCUGUUUGAAUUUAUGUCAAUUGGUCAAAAUUGAGAUGUAGGUUUCCUGUAAAUCUCAUCAUCCCAUGACCUAACGGGAAAAGUGUCUCAUAGACAGGUUAUUUGAUUUUUUUUGUUGUAUUUGCCAUUUGAGACCCGGAUCCAGUGUUUACAAUUUCUUGCCUCGUAGAAUUCGUCAAUUAACAUGCUCAUGGCUUUAUUUA